AUGUCGAUCACUGGCUUCAAAGAAAUCCUGCAGGCGGCGUCGAGUUACUUCAGGAAUAUCUUCGGGGCUGAUCAUCCGGUCGAGGGAGCAGAAUGGAAUUUUAACCCAGCUCGCCGGCUGGAUGAAAGGGUGGCUGAAAAACUGACAGCAGAUUGGUCAGAACAGGAGGUGAAGAAGGCCUUCGCGGCAAUGGCGAGGAACAAAUCACCUGGAAGUGAUGGUCUGCCGAAGGAGCUGUUUGAGGCUCACUGGGACCUGUUGGGGGAGAGCUUCAUGGUGAUGGCGAAGAGCUUCGAGAGCAGCGCUUCUCUGCCGGCCGAAGUGAAGGAAGCGGUAACGAUUUUGCUGCACAAGAAGGGAGACAAGGAGCAGCUCAAUAAUUACCGCCCGAUCACUCUGCUGAAUUUCACCUACAAAGUUCUGGCGCGGGUGGUAGCAGAUCGUAUGAAAUCGGUGUUGCACAUGGUUAUCUCACCGGAGCAGUACGGCUUUAUCCCUGGUCGACGUCUGUCGGAUGCAGUCGCGCUGGUCGCGGAUAUUAUCGAAGGCGCGAAAAACGGGAAGAAGGAUUGGUACCUGCUUCUGGUUGACUUCCAGAAAGCAUUUGAUUCGGUCUCGAGGGAGUUCCUUUUCAGCGUGCUGGAGAAGAUGGGCUUCCCAGAGCGGCUUGUUGGCUGGGUUAAGGGCCUGCACGAGGGAACAACAACCAAACUUCUCAUUAAUGGCUGGCUCGGCGAUGGUGUGGACGUGGUUUCUGGGGUCCGGCAGGGUUGUCCCUUGGCGCCAUAUUUGUUUCUGUGCGCGGUGGAACCGUUGGCCCUUGAAGUGGAGAGGCGGGGGCUCGGUCUUGAGAAAGAAGGGCACCGGCUCGGGUAUCUCGGUUACGCGGAUGAUACGACGCUUGUCCUGCAAGGAAGGGAGCAGAUCGGUCAAGCGGAGGUAUUGCUGGAUCGUUUUGAGAAGGCGUCGGGACUGGCGACGAACAAGUCGAAAUCGGUGGUCUUACCUCUGGGGGAUAAUAUUGGAGCGAUGGAUAAUGGAGCUGGUGGCUUCAAAUGGGCCGGUGCGGACGAAGCAGAGCGGUUACUGGGGGUGUGGGUGACGCCGUCUGGCAACGGUCUGCCAACAUGGGAGAAGACGUGGAGCCGUGUAUCGGAGAAGCUGACCAAAUGGCACGCAAAUCUACCCGCCGCCGGCAAUUAUCUGGCUGGAGAUCAUGCGUCUACUGCACAGCUUCACAUCAGGAAACAGGGUUGCAACGGCAAAAAGCUUCAUCCUCUGGAGUAG
Closterium sp. Yama58-4 is the source of this 1287-nucleotide messenger RNA. The record is from the annotation of a GenBank genome assembly. NCBI's taxonomy places the organism in Eukaryota, Viridiplantae, Streptophyta, Zygnematophyceae, Desmidiales, Closteriaceae.